AUGGAAUCAACACUUGACGAUAAUGCAUCUACCAAUUUGCCCGCAACAACUGCACCAAGUUCUACUCGUAUGCGAAAAAUCAUUCUCCCAAAGAAAUUUACAAAAAUAGAAUACCUCAGACCAAUAAUACAAUUAGAUAUUGAUGACACUUUGGUUAAAUUUGGUGAGAAAAUACGAGGUCGAUGGCUUAUUAAAGGAUUAAUUGGUAGCGGUGGAUAUGGAGAGAUAUAUUAUGCAUUGGAUUUGAAAAUGAAAGGUGAAUCAGUGGCUGUUAAAGUGGAACCUGUAAUAAGAAAAGGGAAAGUAGCUAAACGAAUGAUUCUGGAGCAGAAAAUAAUGUUACGUUUGCAAGGCCGACCACAUGCACCGUUAAUGUGGGGUUCCGGAACGGAAUGUGGUAUAAAUUAUAUUGUGAUGCAAUUACUAUCAGCGAAUGUAGGAGAUCUAAGAAAACGAUGUCCCUUGCAGCGAUUAUCAAAGGCUACCUCAGGACGAAUCAUGCAACAAGCUAUAGCUGGCCUUCGAGACAUUCAUAAAAUAGGAUAUAUUCAUAGAGAUGUGAAACCAGCCAAUAUGUGUUUCGGUCUGACUGAAAAAAGCAAUCGACGAUUGAUCAUUGUGGAUUAUGGUUUGGUGAGAAGGUUUCGGCAAUCGGAUGGAAAACCAAUAGAAAGACGAAAACGAGCUGGUUUCCGUGGAACAUUACGUUAUGUAUCAAUGCGUGUACAUGAUCGAAUGGAGCAAGGACCAUCAGAUGAUUUGAUAGCACUUUUUUUCACGCUUAUUGAAAUACUUAAAGGUGAAUUACCGUGGAGGAAUGAGGAAAGUGAUGAAAAAAUGAAAAGAGCUAAAAUGGAAUUGAUGAAAGAUGAUUUCGUGAAAUUAUCCGAAAAUUUUGGCUUUAGUGUACGUGAAUAUGGUCGAGCAGUAAUGACAUUGGCUGUAGAUGCUGAACCUAAUUAUACAUUUUUAAUUUCAACCAUGAAGAAAUUAGCUGGUAAUCGACAUUUAAACGAUCCAUAUGAUUGGGAAAAUGAUUAUCUGGAAGUAUUAAAGGAAUAUAAAUGA
Messenger RNA from Cercopithifilaria johnstoni, 1068 nucleotides. The record is from the annotation of a GenBank genome assembly. Lineage: Eukaryota; Metazoa; Nematoda; Chromadorea; Rhabditida; Onchocercidae.